AUGUCCGAGUACGAACAUGCCACGGAGAGGCUGUCUGAUGACCUGCAAAAGAAGAGAAUUAAAGUUGCCUGUAACAACUGCCGAAAGAAGAAAAUAAAAUGUGACGGUGCCACAGUAUGCACCAACUGUCAAGUCACUCAAGAGCCAGAAUGCAUCUAUGACGAGAAGUUGUCGAGGCCCCCUCGUAAAAAACAACGGACGCUGAAGCUGGACGAAGUUCUCACGUAUUUGAACUCUCGGCUCGAUCGACUAGAGGCGUUGAUCCAGUCUGUUGCAUCUAGCAUCCCUGGCAACAAUGCCACACAGCCUGAGAUCCCAGUCAAAGCCGAGCCGCAAGCAUUUGGGUUUGGUAACGAGGAUGGUGAGAGUUCCGAUGCGACUCAAGACGAAGACAAAGUCGCAUCCCCCUCCGAUAUCAUUGGCUGUACGGGGAAGCCCAACGAGCUAUAUCUUGGAAACCACUCUUUCUUCUCCAUUAUCUCCAAAAGUAGUUUGACCUGGAUGAAGGGCCAGCUUUCGGAAAAGAAUGAGCACUUGAUCGUGCCCUUGAUCAAUCUACCAUACGUUUUUGAGAACAAGACCAGGUCCUUUGCUCGGAUGUGGCUCGACCCAAACAACAGCAACCAUUGCAAAAACAUGGAGCUCAUCCGAUCCCCACUACCGAACAAGAAAGAGGCUAUUUUCGAUUUGUUCGAAAAGUACAAGAACUCGUUCAAUGCCGUCCAAGCAUUGUGUCUGAUCGAAGAAAUCGAAACGUUCCUAACAAAAUACUACAGCACGACUAAUCCGAACAAACGGAACCUUCUGCUCAUAGAUCUAUUCAAGCUCUCACUGGCAAUUCUAAUAUGCCUCAGUGAUGCAAUGGAGACUUUGUUUGAUCGAGCUUGUGAUGAUCCAGCCUAUGGCCCAAACAAAAUACCGAUCAAAGAUCUCACUCCGAAAGAAAUCAGCAACUUGAGAGACGGGCUCAUCCAUGUCUGCAUGUGUUACUUCUACCAAUUGGGUAUACGGUCACAAGGCAUCGAGACUGUCAAGGCCAUGCUCUUCUUGGGGGUCUUUCUCACCAAGUGCUAUGAGCCGCCCGAGAUUAUACAUAUUGUUUUCACGCUGGCAAUCAGAAAAGCCCUUGAUACCGGGCUCCACCGGAUUGAAACUUAUAGAAAUUGUUCGCGCGAGGGGUUCGAAUCAAGGCUCCUUGUUUGGAAAAUUGCCUGCUACUUCGACAUGGAGAUUUGCUUCCGCAGCGGCAAGCCACCAAUAAUCAAUUACAGUGAUAUGAGCGAAGAGCUACGGAAUAGCUUUUCGGUGUAUGAGAUUGUCAACAAGUCAUACCCGCUUCCGUUCUUGAGGUAUUACGACAUGAUUUUCGAGGUGAGAUUGGACACCUACAACCGUCUAUUCUCAGCUUCGGCAGACACGAAAACGUUCCAGGCGCUUCAGGCCAACGUGGACAUUCUCAAUCAGAAAAUGUUCAACUUGUUGGCUCAAAUGACGCCCGAUCACAGGCCCUACUUCUUCAACCAGCCAGGCUUUGAGGAAGUGAGAGCAAUAUAUAAUAUCGACGAAGAACACCGGUUAACGGCCAGGUUGACCUUUUUCCUCAAUAUGAUGAUCAUAAACCGGCUCCCCACCAUGUUUGCCUUCCCCGGUGUGACCACUGAGCAAACGCACAUUUACAAGAACUUGUCGCUAAACAGCGCAAGAACAAUCAUGCACAUGCUCAAAAACUUCCAUUCCUAUGGCCCCGGAAAGGCCCCGUCGCUAUGGAUCGCGUUCUUUCCGCUCAUUUCGGUGCUUCAUCUCCUGGCCGCCUGCAUGUCAGAUCCAAAGUCCUUGGAUGCCCACAGCGACAUUCUACUCAUUAUUCAAAUGUGCGAGACUUGGUUCAACAGGAAGUUGUCUGCCGAUAGCUUCUGCUCGUUCAAGUUGGACAUGUCUCUCCUUCUCCAGGUGUUUGUGAAAUCCGUGGCGAACAUUGCUAUCAGCAUAUUUGAAAUGAACACGGGGAUAGCGAUUCUCGCCAACAAUGAGAAGAUCAGAGACUCGUUUGAGGCCCCGCGCAAACUCUUCCCGGAGCUUUUUGGAAAUGCCGAGCACUUGAAGAAACUCAUUCCAUAUAUAUUCGAGUCAAAGUCGCCCUUCCCGGGCGACGGGACACCGACUUUGAUUGACAAUGAGCAGAUACAUGGGAACUUGUCUGAGGGCGCGUUUGAGGAAAACAUGCCACCAAAUGGCGGUGCAGGAUACGGCUCCCUGGACUUUGGGAUUGGCCUUGAUGGGCUCGAGAAUCUCUUGUUUGACCAGCUUGACCAGUUCCCCAACUUCUUUUUCGAUGGUGUUGGAGGAGGACUAUAG
Metschnikowia bicuspidata var. bicuspidata NRRL YB-4993 is the source of this 2355-nucleotide messenger RNA. RefSeq lists its product as uncharacterized. Gene Ontology annotation, molecular function: DNA-binding transcription factor activity, RNA polymerase II-specific; zinc ion binding. The coding region runs from base 1 to 2355 and encodes 784 amino acids. NCBI's taxonomy places the organism in Eukaryota, Fungi, Ascomycota, Pichiomycetes, Serinales, Metschnikowiaceae. The transcript has 2 exons. The record is from RefSeq and is a predicted model, not a curated record. Gene Ontology annotation, biological process: regulation of DNA-templated transcription.